CAACUCUGUCCUGGGCUUCUAUUUCUGUUUGUUGCUAAGUGCUAUUCAUCCUUUAGAUGUUUUCUUCCAAUUCCCUACGGCAUGUUCUUGAUCAUUUAACCUUGAGGAUCCCAAGUUAAGGCUUGCAACUUGAUUUCCGUAAUGUACGACUUUUCAGUGCAGUCCCUCAUACAAGUUCCAUAUAAUGAUGAGUUUGUUAGCAUCCCAAGGGAAACUGCGUCAAACCUUUGCAGAGUUGCUUAUCCAAUUGUCCAGUACUUCUUCAGCUUCGAACUUAGUUCAGCCAACACCAGGUGGUUUCCAGUUAACAUUUUUUAGCGAAUUCCUUGUUUACGGGAUGAGGUUUCUAACCCCGUGCCUAACCCUCCUCAUGUACCCAGGGCUUGUGACCAGUAGUAACUCUGAAAGAAAUCCAAGUGAUGGUGUUCUGAAGUCAUAUCAGCUCCUCACAUUAUUUUUAACUCCAAAUGAAUUUUUUAUUGAUAUAGAUGUGGUCAAUCUGGUUUCUCCAAGUUAGCCCUUCCUAUUUGUUUUCAAAAACUCCGCCUGGA
This is a messenger RNA of Schistosoma bovis, 551 nucleotides long. The record is from the annotation of a GenBank genome assembly. NCBI's taxonomy places the organism in Eukaryota, Metazoa, Platyhelminthes, Trematoda, Strigeidida, Schistosomatidae.